AUGAAGUUCUCCGCCGUUUUCACCACCAUCAUCGCCGUUGCCUCGGCCGCACCCUUCCAGGACAUCUCGUCCGGCAGCAAGCUCCAGAAGCGCGCCGCUGUCUUCGCGACGGCCAAGACCUAUGACGAGCUUUCCAUCAGCGGCAAGAACGCCGGCACCGCAAAGGAGGACGCCCUUCAGAAACUCUCUGGUCUGCCGACGGACCUGUCCCAGGUCGACAAGGCGGAUCUCACCUUCCUCGGCAACGUCAACAAGAUUGCGAACGACGCCGAGCGUGGCGCCUACAAUGCAAAGAUUGCUGAGACGGCACCCGGCGAGGAUGCCCUGGCUCUUCAGCGCGCAAAGAUCCAAAACAAGGUUCUCAAGCUCACAGCCAGCGUCUUGAGCCUGCAGGCCAAGCAGGCGCAGGGCAAGAACGUGACGGCCAAGCUGGACACGGAGACCAAGAAGCUCAACAAGAACAUUGCCACCGACGUCGCCAACGCUGGGAAGCCCGCGACCGCCCUCAAGUUCAACGCCUCCACCGAUAACCCAGCCGCCGCCAACGUGCCCAAGGACAAGACCCUCGCCGCCAAGGCCGCCGAUGUCAUCUCCCAAUCCAAUAAGGCUGCGGGAGGAAAAAAUGGCACCGCGACCCAGGGUGCGGAUACGAAGGGCACGGGUAAGAAGGAUAAGAAGACGGCGCGCAGCGAUAUCGAGGCUGUUGAGGUAGUCGAGGUUGCUGACAAGGUUGCCGGUGGUGUGGAGGAAGAGGAGUAA
This is a messenger RNA of Colletotrichum orchidophilum, 759 nucleotides long. RefSeq lists its product as uncharacterized. The record is from RefSeq and is a predicted model, not a curated record. The transcript is spliced from 2 exons. Bases 1 to 759 code for a protein of 252 amino acids. NCBI's taxonomy places the organism in Eukaryota, Fungi, Ascomycota, Sordariomycetes, Glomerellales, Glomerellaceae.